AUGCCGAUGCAAGAAAUGCUGCUGAUCAUCUCCUUGGUGGCCGCCAUCGCCACGUUUUCAGACCAACAGGGUGACCCCAUUGCUGAGAAAAGAGGACUGUUUGUGUGUGUCCUCCUUGGCCAGGUGCGUCAAUCGUCGCGGUGCACGGUGGUGGUGGUGGUGAGUCACGACCCGGCCUUCCUCGCUGCCUUCGCCGAGUGGUCCUUGAGGGGGCGGCUGCUGGUGUGGUCCAGCAGGCUGGUGGUGGUGACCCGCCUGACUCUCCCGCAGCUCCGAGCUCUACUUCCCGCCCACUGGACCUUCGCCAUGAUGAACGCCGUCUUUCUCAACGAGGAAGAUUCACGUUCAGAUAUCAGUUUUUAUGGCGCGAAGGUGAAAAUAACGGCGCAGCCGUUCAUGCCGUUCUGGGGCGAAGUGCAAAGUGAGGAGCCCGACGGCUCCUCGGUCACCAGGUUCAAAGGAUCGGACUACCAGCUGCUAUCGGCAGUGGCCUCCGCCCUCAACUUCACCAUCCAAGUCUUGCCCACCAAAUCCUGGGCGGAGGUGAGUCGGCUAAACUGUGUCACGUAUUUAGGGCAUAAAUCAUGGCGACUCGUUGACGCUAAUGAGUCCCAUUAUCUCCCUCAGGCGACGGAGCUGGUAGAGCAGCGGCUGUCCUUCAUAUGUCCAGUUUAUCAUGUUUUAUUGAGCUUGAGAGCGAAGAAAUUCGACUAUACAUGCGUAUACGAAUAUGCAUACCAAUCCUUCGCCAUGGCCAAGCCCGGGCAGGAGCCGCAGUGGCAGAGCCUGUACUACCCGCUGGCCCACCAGGUGUGGCUGGCCAUGCUGACCGCCCUGCUUGGCUUUCCUCUUGUGUACAAGGCGUACAUCAAUAUUUUUAUAAAUGUUGGAGGAGGAAGCAAAUACCGACACUAUUUACUUCAGGUAAUUUGUGUUCGUCUCCCCGGGCACGUCCGAGGCGUCGGGAUGGUGUUUGAGGACAUGGUGAGGAUCUUCCUGGGCCAGAACCUUCCUUACCAGCUGCCGGGCACCUCCUCCAGCCGCGUGCUGGUGUCCACGUGGCUGGUGUUCGCCUUAAUAUUCGGCACGGCCUACCGCGGUAACUUAACCGCCUACCUCACCCUGCCGCAAUACCCCGCCCGCCCCGAGACCCUGCCGCAGCUCGUGGACGCCGUACAAAGGCUGACGAUCCCUUCCUACGGCACUUCGUUCCUUGACUUCUACCGCCAGUCAGACUUCCCGCUCUUCAAGAUGCUGGGCAGCCUCCUGCACGUGGGGACUUCCGUCAUGGAGGGUCUUCAGGAGGCGACCGAGAAAAAGUACUUAAUUAUGCUUGACUUUCUCGUAUUAAAAACUUCCACCUUGAAAAACGUACUUGGUAAUGAUUCAGUAACUGCUCUUCGUAUUAAUUCAUUAGUCUUUCAUUUAUUACUUAUCUUUUUAUGUUGGUAUUUUUUCAAGACGUUCCCGUACUGCUUCAGCGUUACAGACAUUGUACUACAUUUCCAUCGCAGGCAAGCACACCUGGGCGGCCGUCGGUACCUACAGCAGGUGAUCGCCGAGGCCUUUACUGAGGCGGACGGCACCACGCGGCUUUACCUCGGGAGGGAGUCUAUUUUUCCGGGUCCCUCAGGCUGGCCCAUCCCUCACGACGCUCCGUACAAGGCACAGCUGGACCGGUGGAUCAUGGCCGCUAUCGAGGCUGGUCUGUACGAGAAAUGGGUAGCUGACACCAUAAUGGAAACCAGGACAAGGAGCAAGAGGCGGGGGAGGGAGAGGGAGCAGGACAGUGCCGAGGCCGUGGAGGGCGAGAGCAAGAGUGGUCCCAAGGCUCUCACCAUGACCCACAUGCAGGGCGCCUUCCUCGUCCUCGUAAUGGGCUUCCUCCUCGCCGCCGUGACCCUCGUCGGAGAGACCCUUCAUGCCACUCUCUCCCGCCGACCUCAGACCGUCAAAGAAAAGCACUAGUAAAUAGGAUGAAUACACGAAGCAGGUUGCUCCGGAAGUGACCAUACCCAGAUCAUACCCGUAUCCCGAACAAAGACAUUAAUUUACAAGUUUAGUGGAAAUUUGUUAUAUAUUUAAGGUUAACACGGAGAUUUUCAAUAAAUCAU
Eriocheir sinensis (Chinese mitten crab) is the source of this 2114-nucleotide messenger RNA. RefSeq lists its product as uncharacterized. Gene Ontology annotation, molecular function: ligand-gated monoatomic ion channel activity. Gene Ontology annotation, cellular component: membrane. The record is from RefSeq and is a predicted model, not a curated record. The transcript is spliced from 7 exons. Bases 1 to 1968 code for a protein of 655 amino acids. NCBI's taxonomy places the organism in Eukaryota, Metazoa, Arthropoda, Malacostraca, Decapoda, Varunidae.